AUGAAUCGGAGUUUUAAUAAAUCUCAGAGUCUGCGGUUUUUCGAUUGCAACGCAGUGGAAGUCAAGAGUAAGUUUGGGGCCGAGUUUCGAAGAUUUUCUUUGGACCGUUAUAAGCCUGGAAAGUUUGAAGACUUCUACAAGCUCAUUCUUCAUAUCCAUCACAUCUCAAACAUGGACGUGAUGAUUGGGUAUGCCGAUGUGCACGGUGACCUGCUGCCCAUCAAUAAUGAUGACAACUUCUUCAAGGCUGUCUCGAGUGCAAAUCCACUGCUCAGAGUCUUCAUUCAAAGACAAGAAGAAGUAGACUACUGUAACUUUGGGACCAGCACAUUAACCAGGAAGAAGAAGGUCCUGGUCACCCUUCGUAACGAUAACCUCCGCCGGCGUCCUCACCUCAACAUCAGCAUGCCCCACGACUUCCGGCCGGUGUCUUCCAUCAUCGAUGUGGACAUCCUUCCUGAAACCCACAGGAGAGUCCGGCUGUAUCGACACGGCUGCGAGAAACCGCUUGGCUUCUAUAUUCGUGAUGGGACCAGUGUGCGGGUGACGCCCCACGGGCUGGAGAAAGUUCCGGGCAUCUUCAUUUCCCGCAUGGUCCCUGGCGGCCUCGCCGAGAGCACCGGGCUGCUGGCUGUAAACGAUGAAGUCUUAGAAGUGAACGGGAUUGAAGUGGCCGGCAAGACCCUUGACCAGGUCACAGAUAUGAUGAUCGCCAACAGCCAUAAUCUCAUUAUCACCGUUAAACCAGCCAACCAAAGGAACAAUAUUAUCCGUAGCAGCCGGAUGUCUGGUAGCUCAGGUCAGUCAACAGACAGUACAGCCAGUCACCAUAGCUUGCCUUCCUCUCACGUCCUACAGAACUUCCACCCUGAUGAAAUGGAGAGUGACGAAGAGACCGACAUCGUCAUCGAAGGAGCCCUGGAGCCCCAGCAUAUUUCCAAAACACCAAGUUUGCCUUCUGGUAGCCUCUCACGGGUCAAUGGCACCAACUUUAGCCAUAGACUACCGCGGGAUCUUACACUUAACAACUCCAGUCGAGAAAACAAAGACGCUAUCAACAAACUACUCAGUACCAUAAAAUCAGAUCCACGGCAGAGUCUGGUCAUUCCUCGGGGAGGAAUUGAGGAGGACGGAACAGUGAUCACACUUUAGUGUUCCGUUGUGUUCUCGAUUGUGUGUGUCAUCUGAAAGGACAGAAAUGACUAGAACCACACACACACCCAGGACAAAGGACCUAUAUUUUACAAACUUCACAGGUGGAAGGAAAAAGAACUUUAAGAGAAUGAUCUCAUUGAUUAUAUGCAUAAUGGUCACAUACAAGAACACUGAGGGAGAAAUAACACAGAAAACAGCUAUUCCCAUUUAAAAAUAAGGAGAAAGCCAAUUGUAUAUUUUCUUUUUUGUCUUUAUUCCAUUUCCUUUUCCAGUUUUGCACGGUUCUUUCAAAGGUAUAGGUUGGAAAAUAGAAGUGUUCUGUAAUUAUAAUGACUUUGCAAAUGCAUAUAAAUUAUAUUUAUAUUAAUACUUAUAUGUAAAAACCAGCCCAUUUGCAAAUCAAGUUUUAUCAUGUCCAAAUGGCAAUAAAAGCCUUAUCUAGAACUUUUAAAAUAUGAAGUUGUGUUAUUGAAUUAUCUUUGAAAUGAAGUUGUUGAAUUAGAAAAGAAAGAGAUUUAAAAUAUGUACAACUUCUCAAAUUAAAUAAGGAUAUCGUUUACCAGCAGCCAAAGAUGGCCACUACACAUGGGCA
Molecule: messenger RNA, 1747 nt
Organism: Gracilinanus agilis (Agile Gracile Mouse Opossum)
Lineage: Eukaryota; Metazoa; Chordata; Mammalia; Didelphimorphia; Didelphidae
Gene: PARD6G
Product: par-6 family cell polarity regulator gamma
Exons: 3
Coding region: 1-1152 (383 amino acids)
Biological process (GO): centrosome cycle; establishment or maintenance of cell polarity; regulation of cellular localization
Cellular component (GO): nucleus; apical plasma membrane; cell cortex
Molecular function (GO): protein kinase C binding
Source: RefSeq, a predicted model, not a curated record